This is a messenger RNA of Tigriopus californicus, 1175 nucleotides long. RefSeq lists its product as uncharacterized. The transcript is spliced from 3 exons. Lineage: Eukaryota; Metazoa; Arthropoda; Copepoda; Harpacticoida; Harpacticidae. The record is from RefSeq and is a predicted model, not a curated record. Bases 590 to 985 code for a protein of 131 amino acids.
CAAAUCAAAUCAAUGUUAUUCAUUUAUCAAAUCACUUUUUCAAGAUCACGAGAAGAUUUGAACUUCCUAUCAAAACAUCAGGACACAGUUCAAAUUAUCUCUCCCUGAAGGUGGAAAAUGCGUCAGUUAAUGGAAGCUGAAAGGAAAAAAACCGAGUGAUCUCAGUCAAAACGCAAUUCCAUGAGAAAAGUAUUCCAAUGGAAUGAUCGCUGUUUGCGUACGCACGCACAUCUACUCCAUAUCGCACGUGUGAAUCUCGAACCUUAUUGAACGCAGGCCGUUGGGAGGAUCAGCAUUGCUUGUCCAACAGCACGUGGUGGUGAUGAUUAUGAUGAAGACGAUGAUGAUGUUGAUAGUUGGCGUAAUACUGGUGAUGGCGAUGAUCUUAAUAAAUUGACAGCAAACAAUAGUGGUCGACCAGUCGCGCAACAAGGAAAGAGUCCACUCGAACGGAAAUUGGCUCGAGAAUCAAGAUUGAACGGUUAAUUGUAAUUAUUCGUUCAACUCGAUAACAUGUGAUUACAUAUUGUCUGGACUUUGAAAUACAAUUAUCAUUCUCAUUUGGAUCAACACGGGAAAUCAGGUCAAUAUGCAAGUGACCAAAGCAUUCGGAUCUUGUCGAACCAACUCGAAAUUGCUGGUUGUGCUCCAGAUUCUGGGGAUCUUACUCUCCAUGUUCCAAACCAUCCAACAGGUGGAAGGGGGUCGCAAUCCUGGAAAUUGUGGACUCUCGUGCUACAGGUGGAAAAAAUGCAAGGGCAAGAUGAGUGAGUUAUCUAGCACUAGUUCGAGCGUGCGACCAGGCCAAAGUGGAACAACGGGACAAUUAUUCUUCAAUAAGUGUGGCGAUCCUCCUUCCAAUUGCCCAUGUGAAUAUGAGGAGCCCCACGUCAAACCCAAGAAGCCGGCCAUGCCACGUUACAUGUCUCAGUACAUUGAGCAUGAAGCAAGCAUGUGGCUAAGAAACCAUGUGGAGUUCUUCUGAUUCCACUCAUCCUCCAAGUUCAAAGGUUUUCGGUGGAAAAUUUGAAAACCUUACUGAAGCGUUUGUCUGUGACGAGCCUUUUCAGACAUUUCAUGUGAAUGCUUCAAAUUUAUUUAUUCAGGAUGUAACAAAUACAAAAAUAAACAUGACUGCACUUUUGUAAUAUUCUAAAUAAAUAUCUUCAGCGUUA